AUGUACAUAAAGAUAAAAACCCUCGAAGGAACUGAAGUUCAGCUGGAGGUGGACCGGAAAAUGAAAGUAAAAAGGGUAAAAGAGCUUCUCCAGGAGAAAGAAGCCAUUUCCAUAGAGCAGCAGAGACUUAUUUAUGCAGGCAAGCAGCUAGUCGAUGCAAACGACUUGGAGGCGUACGGAAUACAGAACUACGACGUCCUCCACUUGGUGCUUGCGCUGCGGGGAGGGGUCAGAGACCCGUGA
Messenger RNA from Nematocida major, 243 nucleotides. RefSeq names its product ubiquitin-like protein Nedd8. Gene Ontology annotation, cellular component: cytoplasm; nucleus. Gene Ontology annotation, biological process: modification-dependent protein catabolic process; regulation of proteolysis; protein neddylation. The record is from RefSeq and is a predicted model, not a curated record. Gene Ontology annotation, molecular function: protein tag activity; ubiquitin protein ligase binding. The transcript has a single exon. NCBI's taxonomy places the organism in Eukaryota, Fungi, Microsporidia. Bases 1 to 243 code for a protein of 80 amino acids.